CACGGCUCUGAACAGCGGCGGCGCCAAAAGAGAGAAUCUCCGACGGAACUUUUAGCACUGCCACCUAAAGCGGCGGUUCUACGCUACUUUACGUAUUCCGUUUCGACAAUAUCGCCAUCACAUCCGAUAUGAUGCCGAUAUUCCUUUAUGCUUUGGAUAGAAAGAUGAGAAUGUGCUCUUAAAGGGGGAGUGCAUGUAGAGGUAUACUUCGUGUGCACGUAUGAAAGGAAUUUGAAGAGAGGAUUGAGACUGAUCGCGGCUCCAUUCUGCGAAUGACGGCUCCCUCUUAGAGACGCAGAGUUGGUGCGUAAUUAACUGGAACAUUGAAUUUACAGCAGAAUGACAGAGGUAUAUUUAGCUCAGGAGGAUGAAAAUGAGAGAAGAUCUGAUAAUGAGAUAUCUGAGGACGAGAAGAGGAGAACUCGUAGGAUCAGCUCCUUGAAGAAGAAGGCAAUGAAUGCUUCCACAAGAUUCACGCAUACUCUUAGGAAGCAUAGUAGACGAUUUGCUAAUUGUCCAUUUGCAUCAAUUUCAAUAGAAGAUUUUAGAGAUGAGAAGGAAGAGGAGGCGGUGAAUACUUUUCGCCAGGCCUUGAUUGAAAAGGGCCUCCUUCCAACUCGUCAUGAUGAUUAUCACACAAUACUUAGAUUUCUAAAAGCAAGGAAGUUUGAUAUUGAUAAAACAAUCCAAAUGUGGGCUGACAUGCUCAACUGGAGAAAGGAAAAUAGAGUUGACUCUAUUAUGCAGGAUUUUGUAUAUGAUGAACUUCAAGAAGUUCAGCAUUACUACCCUCAUGGUUACCAUGGUGUAGAUAAAGGGGGAAGGCCUGUCUAUAUUGAAAGACUUGGCAAAAUUGAACCUAGCAAGCUUAUGAAUGUAACCACAGUUGAACGGUUUUUGAAGUAUCACAUCCAAGGAUUUGAAAAGACCUUUGCCGAGAAAUUUCCAGCAUGUUCAAUUGCAGCAAAGAGGCAUAUAGAUUCUUCAACCACAAUCUUAGAUGUCCAUGGGAUGAACUGGAGGAGUUUUGGCAAACUUGCACACGAUUUAGCCAUGCACAUUCAAAAAAUAGACAGCGAUAACUACCCUGAGACAUUGCACAACAUGUUCAUUGUUAAUGCUGGAAGUGGAUUUAGAUUACUAUGGAACACUGCAAAGGGAUUUCUUGAUCCACGGACUACUGCAAAGAUACAAGUCUUAGGGAGCAAGUUCCAGAGUAAAUUAACUGAAGUUAUAGACCCUAGCCAAUUGCCAGAUUUUCUGGGAGGAACCUGUUCGUGCCCAAAUGAGGGUGGGUGUCUUAGUUCUGACAAGGGACCCUGGAAAGAUCCAGAGUUCAUGAAGCUGGUGCAUGCUUUACAUGGUGAAAGGAAACCAACUUGUUUCUCUGACGAUGAUAUUGAAAUCAAGCCAACUUCUUCAACAUUACCAAAAGGCGAGAUUGUUUGUGCUGAACCAAGUGCAGACAUGGGACUAUAUGCUUAUGGUGUGGUGAAGUCAAUGCCACCUUCUGGCAUAAAAACAAAAAGGAAACCUAUUUGCAACAUGGUUGAACGAUUCAAUGAUAGGGGUAGAGUUGAAGACGUUAGCCUUUCAAAUUUGACCCCUGGGACAACACAAGCAACGCAAGACAAAUCAAUCUCAAAAUUUUUUGUUAACGUCGUGUUCAGGCUACUUGCAUAUAUUUGCACUGCACAAGUUGGCAGAGUUUUUGUGAAGAAUAGUCGGGACAGGGCAACAGAAAACGAGCGGAGGUCAAACUUAACCGGUUCAAGUUCUAGAGAACAGAAUGUUUCACUUUCCAAAAGGGAGGACCUCCUUCAGUGCUCUCACAGGUUGCAACAUUUAGAAAAAGUGGUUACAGAGCUGUUAAACAAACCUACAGAAAUUCCUCCUGAAAAGGAGCUCAUGCUUCUAGAUUCAAUGAAUCGCAUAAAGUCAAUUGAACACGACCUGCAGAAGACAAAGGAAGCACUGUUUGCGACAGCAUCACAACAGGUGAAGCUCACCGAGUCGCUGGAAUUGUUGAAGGAGAAUGCUCUUAAAGGAAAGAAGUCAUGUUGGCCGCUUGUCCAUCCUCUAUACAGAAACUGAACAGUUUGUAACAGUUUUGCUAAGAAACCAGUGUGACAACUAUUGGCAUCACACUAUAUUUGCAGCAAAAUUUGCCGAUUUUCCCUAAUGGGUAUGAUUGGACGGUGAAAGAGAGAAUUUGGUCGAGAUCUUGGUUUCUUGACUCGGUUUCUUUUUUAUGGUGCAUGUGUAACUUUGUAAGUAUGACAUUGUGGCAAAAUAAUAAUCUUUGUACAUAAUAUCACACGUGAAUUGUGAUAUAAUAAAUUAGUUAUCUUAAUUUUAGAAACACACUCUUUUUCAUCA
Messenger RNA from Ipomoea triloba (trilobed morning glory), 2379 nucleotides. RefSeq names its product phosphatidylinositol/phosphatidylcholine transfer protein SFH9-like. The transcript has 16 exons. Bases 340 to 2094 code for a protein of 584 amino acids. Lineage: Eukaryota; Viridiplantae; Streptophyta; Magnoliopsida; Solanales; Convolvulaceae. The record is from RefSeq and is a predicted model, not a curated record.